CAGGCGUCACACGCCGCCCUUUCUCUCUCCCAUGGCGCUGCGGUGGGGUGGGAGCUGCAGGUCCCGUGCAGCGAGGCAGCGGGGUGGGGGUGUGAGCGUGAGUGCGCGCGUGUGCGUGUGUGCACGCGAGUGUGUGCGCGCGCGUGGCCUUCCGGCAGCUGUGCCGGCCCCCACCCCACCCCACCCAUCGCACCCGGCCCUGCGCGCCGCCCCCACCCCUCGCCGUGCUGGGUGCGCCGCGGGCCGCUGGGCGCCUGGCCGCCUCCCCCGCGCCUGAGAGGCGACCCCCGUGCGCCCCGGGUUCAAAGGCCCCGCGCGGCUGCUCCAGCCCCGACGGGGGGCGGGGAGGCGAGGGGGGUGGUGCGGCAGCCAGAAAAGCCCGAGCCCACAGCCGGCCAGCCCUGCGCAGGGAUGGGCAGCGCGCUCUGAAGUUUGCGACCGUCGCAGCCAACUUCUGGCCGCAGCCCGGGACGCAGCAAGCCAGCGGCCGGCCUCGAAGCCCACCCACCCCCGGCUGCAGGGCGAGGCCCGCUGUGCCCGGCCCGAGCGCCCUUCCGCGGCCACAGGCGUCCGUCCUCCGGCCCGGUGCUCCCGGCGCCCGAUCGGGGUUCAUGGAGCUGGGGCUGUGGUUCCUUUUCGGGCUCGCAGUGACCUCCGCCGCAGGAUCAUCGGUACCUGGCCCCCAGCCUGGGGACGCUGGCAGGAGCCGCGAGCCCCGGGCCCCCUCUGCAGCCAGAUCGGAGGGGGACAGCGAGGAGACUGUGGCCGCCACAGCAGCGCGGGGUCCAAGCCCCAGAAGCCCUGGGCAGGAGCAGAGACCUGGUCCGGCUGGGGAGCAGGCGGCCAAGGGGGGCCCUGUGCACCCCCGAGCCCGGCGCUGUACUUGUUUUACCUACAAGGACAAAGAGUGUGUCUACUAUUGCCACCUGGACAUCAUCUGGAUUAACACUCCUGAACGCACUGUGCCCUAUGGGCUGUCCAACUACAGAGGCCGCCUCCGGGGCAGGAGGUCGGCCGGGCAGUUUCCGCAGAGCUCACUGCCAUCGAAGGGGACGCCGCGCUGCGCCUGUGUGGAGAGGGAGGACGGUGCCUGCCUGCACUUCUGCACCCGGACCCUGGUUGCCCGCGGACCCAUCUACUCCACCUGGCAGAGCUGUCCUGUAAAGCCCCUUCCGAGAGCCAUCGUUGGUGGGAUGGGACCUCCAGGUGCUUCCCAGGAAUUCAAGGACGGCGCGAACACCUGACGAAGAAGCAGGAAAGCAGGCCAGGGGUGCCGCUGGGGGCGUGCGUCCGAGGAGGUGAAGCUGCCUUCUGAGUCACAGCCCCUUGGGUGGCGUGGAGGACACGUGGGGCACAUCUGGUCUGUGCAGGCGGCCAGCGGGAACCCCACCGUGCGUGGGGGGCAUCCACAGGCACUGGUGCUUUUGGUAGAUUGUCCCUGGGGACAGAGCAGCCUACAGCUGUGGACGGCCUGCCCUGGGUCUUAGGAGCGGACCCCUGUGUUCCCUGUAGCUUUCGAACAGUGAUGUCCACCCCUGGACUUCACCAGGUCUGGACAAAGCUCACCCAUCACUGCUUCUCGGAGCCCCUGCAGGCUGAUGUGCUGGGGCCCAUGUCGCUCCUCUGCUCCCGUAGCAACUUGUGGUCUCUACAAGAAGAAUUGUUUCUUCUUUUCAGCAGCUGAUUCUGGACAGAGGUGAAUCACAGCAGCUGGGCACUAGGCCCUCUGAGUCCUCCAAUUCAUUUUCUGAAUUUUUUUUUUAACCCGCUUGUCUUUUUUGUAUGAUCCUGAGGGUUUCCUGCAGCCCAACUGGGUUUAUCAUUCUGUCAGUAGAAAUGAUUAUUAAUGAGCCGUCUACACACCUGCAAUGGGAUGGUAAUUGAUGUUCAUAGUAAUGGCCUGGAGGGGGCUUGGGUUCCUACAGGGUCUGAUCAAGGGAAGAUUAAACCCUGCUUGGUGUACAGGAGGCUUUCCAAAUUGGUGGCAGAUCGCUUUGAGUCAUCUGGAGAGGAAUCUGUCAGCAUCCACAAUAAAAAUGCAGAGAAGAGGCAGAGACAAACCCCAGGAGAGCGUGAAUCAGGCCCCAGCUGGUCCCUACUUUGCCUCUUCUUCCUCUUUCUCCCCUUUCUCACCCCAAACCCAAACCCCUCUCAGCAAGGGAGGGACGUGAUUAAAACCGUCCAUCCAUCUUGGCAUUUAUUCAAUUCAGCAAAGAUUUGUUGAGCCCCUGUGAUGUGCAGGACACUGUCCCAGAUGCACUACAGGGAAUAAGGCAAAAGGUCAGCCUGCCUGCCUCUUAAAUAGUGGGGCAAGCAGAUAGCAAACUAACACGUUAAACACAGAGGAGGGCAUGUGAAGGUGAGCAGGAAGCAGGCAGGGGGCAGGAAGUGUCAGGGGUGGUUGCAGUUUGGGUGGACAGGGGUGGUCUCACUGGCCAGGUGACAUUGGCAUAAAGAACUGGAGGAGGGGGGUAGGGGUGAGCCAGAGGGCCAAGGAAGGGCAGGGGAUGUCAGGCAGGGGAAGGUAAGUGCAAAGGCCCUGCGGUAGGAAUGUGUUGUGUGGGGUGUAUUCCAGGUGGUCAGGAGAGACCAGCACAGAAAAAGUACCCGGUGCUUCUGCUGUUGUUGUUAUUGUUCUGUUGGAUGUUCAGGAGAUGAGAAUGGUGGCACAGAGGUCCCACUGGGGCCUGGAAUGGUGCUUCUUCUAGGUCUUCACAAUGCAUGAUGUCAAGCUCCUGUAAGAAGCUUUACUUGGGAAGAAAAAGUCUUUCCUUAUAAGCACGGUCCAUACUUUCUUGAAAGACUCGAGGUAGUAAUCCCCAGACUGACAUUCUCAGAGUGGGAGCUUCUGCUGUCCUGAGCUUGUGAUCAUCAAAGAUGGGACCAGGCUUUGGGGGAGAGCUCCCCAUGGCCACGCCACGUCAGUGGCGAUGACUAUACUCACACCUUCCCAGGUAGAUGGCAGGCUCUGAAAUAGCAGAGAAGCUCUGGUGAGAAGGUUCCAUUCAAAACCGGGAAGGGGCUAAAGAUGGGCUGGGGAGACGUCUCCUCUUUCAGCCAGCAGAGAGCUCUUCUUUUGUAACAGGCCUCUUUUUUUUUUCGCCCCCCUUUUCUGGGAUAGGUUGAAGUCAAGGCCAGACAAAGCAAGUAGGCUUUAGACCUCCACCAUCAAAUGCUUGCCCUGCAGGGGACCUCCCCGCCUCCAGCCCUGCCACCUCCCACCCCACCCCCCACACUCUGCCUGCCCUCUCAGGAGCCCCCAGGGAGAAGGUCCUGCAGCAGGAAGGCCUCAGUUAGGGGGUUCACAUUUCCACCUCUUUGAGGACAAGAAAUGAGUUUUGCCUGGGGGAAAAACCCAUUCAAAGGGUCCUCACUUAACAAUACAGUCCUUUCCCAAGAAUGCCCCAUCCAAAGACCCCAGUUUCCCUAAUGGGUAAAAUGAUCCCAGCUGUGCCCUGGGGCCCCACGCCCAGGGCUCUGGUUUCAUGCAGGAAAUUGGUUUUGGGGAGAUGUUGCACGUUGCAAAGGCGCUUCUCUCGGAGAAUAAGUGGACUCCAAGCUAACUCUUUGCAAGUGUAAACCCGUGUCCAUCUUGGAACAGAUGCAGGCCCCGGCAGGAGCAUGCAGGCCUCCGAGCCCCCACAUGGGGCAGGCGCGGGGCGUGAGCGAGUGAGGCCGCCUGGUGUCAACUUGAGAUGCAGGUCACAGUUGUACAGGAGUUGAAUUUGAAGCUUAUAGGAUUUAGACAAACAUUUUCAGCUGUGCUCCUUACCCACUGAAAGAAUGUAUCUCAAAAGAAAAAGAAAGAAACUUUGAUGUUUGUGAUAGGAAAAGAUGGAAAUUAACACCUACAGGUUUUGAACCCCGGGCCAUACAGCAGAGAGACUUCUGUGCCCUUUGCAGAAGGCAGACCUGGUGGUGAACAAUAGACCCAGUUCCCUGGAAUCUGCUGUGAAGGCAGCCCCAGCUCAAGGCUAUUAGGGUGAUAUUUGCUUUCAGGAAGAAAUGUGGAUCUUUGGGGAAUGGCUUCGAAAUAAGCCACAAACGCAAACGCUUUGUAAACUAUGUAAAUUUCUAUUUAUCUAUAUAAUUGGCAACAACUGGGAAUUGUAACGCCUGACAGUUCGCCAUCUCUUUCAGCUGCGCUCUAGUGGCCACACUGAGAUUACUGAGCAUCUGAAGCCGGUGCGGUGUUUAGUCCACGGGGAUGGGGAGAGGCCGCCUGCCUCCCGCAACAGCAGAGAGAUGAUAAGAACUGGCAUUUGAGCGUGAGCCGAGGUCCUCAUAUGAUGGUGGAUGCCGGGCUGCUGGCCUUGACCAAAUGCUCAGUUCUCCAUGAGUAUUUCAUAAGUUAUUACAGGUAUAAAAGUGAGCACCUAUCACAAGAAAGUGGAAGGGACUGAUUUGCCAGCAGGAUGGUGUACAGUUUAGAGAAGCAAUUAUUUAUUGUGAAACUCUUCUCUACGUCAGCUCCUUUCGGUGCAUGUGUUCAAAGCAAAGCCGCUGUAUAUAGAGGGAUGUUAAAUUGUGUUCUGAACCCCAAGUGCUAUUCCUUAGGGCUGGAAUUGCAUUUUUUAAAUGGCUGUGCACUGUUUGGCUCUGUGGCAAGAUGAUAUCGCAGAGAGAAAUUCAUUCAUUGCGCUAUCACUUGGAAAAUACUGUCAAAUG
This is a messenger RNA of Hippopotamus amphibius kiboko, 4668 nucleotides long. It is a transcript of the gene EDN3, whose product is annotated as endothelin 3. Gene Ontology annotation, cellular component: extracellular region. Gene Ontology annotation, biological process: regulation of systemic arterial blood pressure by endothelin; regulation of vasoconstriction; vein smooth muscle contraction. Lineage: Eukaryota; Metazoa; Chordata; Mammalia; Artiodactyla; Hippopotamidae. The transcript has 5 exons. The coding region runs from base 612 to 1244 and encodes 210 amino acids. The record is from RefSeq and is a predicted model, not a curated record. Gene Ontology annotation, molecular function: endothelin B receptor binding; hormone activity.